AUGCCGGUGCAGAUCCCCGACGACUCGGACUUCUCGUCGUUUAAAGAAGAGUGUGUGAGUUCAGAAGGAUGGAUCAGCAGAUACAACAAGGGAGGAGUGACUGUGUGGUGCAGACAGGAGGAGAGCAAGACGGUGCAGAAGCUCAAGAUGAGAAUCGUGUGUAAGGACGUGACGGCCGAGACGCUGUACGACGUUCUCCACGACACCAGCUACCGCAGGAAGUGGGACACCAACAUGAUCGACACCUAUGACAUCGGCAGGCUGACGGCCAACGCUGACGUCGGUUAUUACUCCUGGAAAUGUCCGAGCCCGCUGAAGAACAGAGACUUCGUGACCAUGAGGUCUUGGCUUCCUCUCGGCAACGACUUCCUGAUCAUCAACUACUCCGUCAAACACCCGCAACAUCCUCCUAAGAAAGAUUACGUCCGAGCCGUCAGUCUGCUGACCGGAUACCUGAUCCAGUCCAACGGAGCCAACUGCUCCACGCUCUACUACCUGACCCAGGUCGACCCUAAAGGUUCUUUACCAAAGUGGGUCGUGAACCGAGUCUCUCAGUUCGUGGCUCCAAAGGCCAUGAGGAAGAUCUACAAGGCGUCUCAGAAGUAUCCGGACUGGAAGAGGAAGCACAACCCGCUGCUGAAGCCGUGGACGUUCCCGGAGCAGAACUCGCUGCCGUGCAUCGACGCGUCCGAGCUGACGAGGCAACGCGCCGACUCGCUGGAGAACAUCGACGAGAGCGGACUGAGCGAGGAGAAGCACAGCGGAGACGAGGAGACCUAAACA
Molecule: messenger RNA, 783 nt
Organism: Scomber scombrus (Atlantic mackerel)
Lineage: Eukaryota; Metazoa; Chordata; Actinopteri; Scombriformes; Scombridae
Gene: stard15
Product: StAR-related lipid transfer (START) domain containing 15
Exons: 6
Coding region: 1-780 (259 amino acids)
Molecular function (GO): lipid binding
Source: RefSeq, a predicted model, not a curated record